Trichomycterus rosablanca is the source of this 724-nucleotide messenger RNA. Its product is annotated as arf-GAP with coiled-coil, ANK repeat and PH domain-containing protein 2-like. The record is from RefSeq and is a predicted model, not a curated record. NCBI's taxonomy places the organism in Eukaryota, Metazoa, Chordata, Actinopteri, Siluriformes, Trichomycteridae. The coding region runs from base 1 to 564 and encodes 187 amino acids. The transcript has 4 exons. Gene Ontology annotation, molecular function: GTPase activator activity.
AUGGCUGCUUCUCUGAGACAGAGGUUUCUGCGUGUGCUGUGUUGUGGGGCACCUCCCCGGGCGUCCUCCGGGGGCGACCCGGGUCACGGGGGCGGCACGGGGGCCGAGGAAGUGCUCCUGAUGGAGGGGUUUCUGUUUAAGAGGACCAGGAGUGUGUUUAAAACCUGGAACAGGCGGUGGUUCAUCAUACACAACAAUCAGCUUCUCUACAAGAAGAGGUUUAAGCAUGACUUCACGGUGCUGGCUGAAGACCUGCAGCGCUGUUCGGUCCAGAGCUGCGAGGACACCGGGCUACGCUUCUGCUUCCGGGUGGUCACGCCCACAAGGAGCUGUACGUUCCAGGCCGACUGUGAGGCAGGUAGACGGGCGUGGAUCAGCGCCAUUCAGAACCUGACUGAGAGAGAAGAAGAAACAGUCGAGAGCGAGGUGAAUUAUCAUUACCACUAUACUCCAGGAGGGGAGGGGAUCAGUUCUCGUCUCUGUAACACCAGUUUAAUCCGUCUAAAUCAGCAGGAAUCAGACGGGUACGAGAAUGAUUCAGAAUCAGGGUCACACCCACUUUAAUGAUUAAAGCUAGCAUGGCUGAGAGUCAGGUGAGCAUGUGCUGUGUAUCAGGACUUUCUAACCUGAGUAAUUUAAUCACAGAAAGUAAGAAUAUCACCCUGUUCUUCUACCAUCUUUAAUUCUGGCUUCAUUUCACCUAAUGAACGUGGCAUGAUCUUUA